Molecule: messenger RNA, 793 nt
Organism: Tuber aestivum (summer truffle)
Lineage: Eukaryota; Fungi; Ascomycota; Pezizomycetes; Pezizales; Tuberaceae
Source: the annotation of a GenBank genome assembly
UUAUCCACUUCCUCCCCGAACAAACACCAUACCACCCCGCACCGGAAGGGAAAAACCCACCCUCCGAAACCUUACCCGCCCCCUCCUCUCUCUCUCCCUCUCUAACAUCCUUCCUCUCACACAGCUAAAGCACGACCUCUUCUUUUUUUUAAUACAUAAUAUUAUAUACAUAUAUAUAAUAUAAGACGAGAGAAGCAAGGAAGGAUCACAAGCAAUCAUGUCAACCACACCAACAGCCACCGCCGCCACCAUCCCCUCCUCUCCCGUCCCCCGCAGCCCCGAAUCAGAACCGCUUCAAUCCCACUUCGCCAAACUCGCCCAAGGCCCCAUAACCACACACCUCACCGAUACGAACGCGAUCCCCAUCCUCUCGACCCAUCCGCAACCCUCCUCGCCCGGUCUCUCCUCGCUCUCGUCCGCCUUCGUACAGGCACACGACACAGCCUCCAGGAUGGGGCUGGGGAGGCCGCUACGCGUCACGUUAGCGACCACUUCUGGUGCCGCCGUCAUCCAGACCGCUACAGUUGAUGAGGGGAGUGGAGGAGGGGAGGAAGAGGGUGACUACGCUGGUGGUGUUGGUGGUGGUAGUGGUGGUGGUGGUGGUGGUGGUAAUGGUGGUGGUGGAGGUGGAAGUGCUGCUGGUGGAGGAAGAGGAGGUGGUGGUGGUAGUGGAGAGAUGUUGGUUGGGACGGUGAUUGCUAAGGUGGAUAGAUUGGCUGAAGCGAGGAUGGUCAGUUGGGGUGUUGAAGAGGUUGCUCGGAGGUUUCAGAAGAGUGCUGCGGGUGAUGGGUUA